AUGGAAGAAGGUGUAGAAAGAUUCUCAUUACCAUUGAAGUGGAAACCGGGCGCUGAUCUAAUGAGCAGUAGGCUGCUGAAUGCGUCUCCUGACAGCUACUUAGUAGUCCCAACAAAAUGGGCAGAUGGUAGUCGAUCUGAUAUGGUCUACGCGUCUGAAAACUUCCCACCGAUAUUAAUUGAAGUGCAAUAUAAAGUUGAUCAAGAAUUUAUGUUCAGGCUUUUAAAAUACUGUUCAAAUGUUUAUUUCCGUUACAAAGAACAACCCGUCGUACUUGUCAUAGUGACUAAAUCCUUUUCUAGCUCUGAAUUUAAAAAUGAAUUCGACCUCCAUGCCGAUGGACUUCUACUUGAGGCAGUUUCCAAAUUCUGGGCUAAGCGAUGCUAUCUGUUGACUUCGGAUGCCGUGUAUAAUCAUUUCGACAAAGCAAACUUGAAUCCUAUGACAGCACUGGCUUACUUCUUUACACACCAUACUAUGACUCAAGUACCGCGACAACAUUGGGGAGACCCAAUGCUAUCAUCAAUAUUCCGUAUUGUGAAUAGUUUAUUGGAUAAGGAAGAUAAUGUCAAGACACUCCGAUCAAAUACUCAAUACUACUUAAGUCAAGUAAAAAGAAAUCUGGAAGAGAUUAUCGAAGACUGCAACAAUCAAGGAUCUAGCAGUACAUCAAAAGCACUAAUUCACGCUGAAGAAGGGCUUCUCUCGAUUAAAAAGAUGGAAAAUGAUUUAAAGGACAAUAACGAAAUUGAAGAAGAAAGCAAAGGCCCAAAGACGUAUAGCAAUGAAGAUGCUGAACUCAUUAAAACUCUCGAGCGAGCUUCAAUUGUGUUCCAGUCGAAGCUCGCUCGAAUGCAUUUUUUUCCAGCUCGAGCUCGCUCGAAGUUUCUUAAGCUCGUCUCGGUUGCAAAUACAAUAGCUCGAACUCGCUCGCCCUUUUUAUUACACAAAGUGAACGUCAAAGUGAUAUUAAUUACAGAAAAUUAUGAUAAUAAAAUUGUUGUUUAUUGA
This is a messenger RNA of Mucor mucedo, 1011 nucleotides long. RefSeq lists its product as uncharacterized. NCBI's taxonomy places the organism in Eukaryota, Fungi, Mucoromycota, Mucoromycetes, Mucorales, Mucoraceae. Bases 1 to 1011 code for a protein of 336 amino acids. The transcript is spliced from 2 exons. The record is from RefSeq and is a predicted model, not a curated record.